This is a messenger RNA of Agelaius phoeniceus (red-winged blackbird), 1056 nucleotides long. RefSeq names its product rhodopsin (gene RHO). Lineage: Eukaryota; Metazoa; Chordata; Aves; Passeriformes; Icteridae. Gene Ontology annotation, biological process: phototransduction; visual perception; G protein-coupled receptor signaling pathway. Gene Ontology annotation, cellular component: membrane. Gene Ontology annotation, molecular function: G protein-coupled receptor activity. The record is from RefSeq and is a predicted model, not a curated record.
AUGAACGGGACAGAAGGCCAAGACUUCUACGUGCCCAUGUCCAACAAGACCGGGGUGGUGCGGAGCCCCUUUGAGUACCCCCAGUAUUACCUGGCUGAGCCUUGGAAGUUCUCGGCGCUGGCUGCCUACAUGUUCAUGCUGAUCCUGCUCGGCUUCCCCAUCAACUUCCUCACGCUGUACGUCACCAUCCAGCACAAGAAGCUCCGCACACCUCUGAACUACAUCCUUCUGAACCUGGCCGUCGCCGACCUCUUCAUGGUCUUCGGGGGCUUCACAACCACGAUGUACACCUCCAUGAACGGGUACUUUGUCUUUGGAGUAACAGGGUGCUACAUUGAAGGCUUCUUUGCCACACUGGGCGGUGAAAUUGCUCUCUGGUCACUGGUGGUCCUGGCUAUCGAAAGAUACGUAGUGGUCUGCAAGCCCAUGAGCAACUUCCGCUUUGGAGAGAACCAUGCCAUCAUGGGUGUUGCCUUCUCCUGGAUCAUGGCCUUGGCGUGUGCAGCUCCCCCACUUUUCGGCUGGUCCAGGUACAUCCCCGAGGGCAUGCAGUGCUCGUGCGGGAUCGACUAUUACACUCUGAAGCCAGAGGUCAACAAUGAAUCUUUUGUCAUCUACAUGUUUGUGGUUCACUUCAUGAUCCCGCUGGCGAUCAUUUUCUUCUGCUAUGGGAACCUGGUCUGCACGGUUAAGGAGGCUGCUGCCCAGCAGCAGGAGUCUGCCACCACCCAGAAGGCAGAGAAAGAAGUGACUCGCAUGGUCAUCAUCAUGGUCAUCUCCUUCCUGAUCUGCUGGGUCCCCUACGCCAGCGUCGCCUUCUACAUCUUCACCAACCAGGGAUCAGACUUCGGGCCCAUCUUCAUGACCAUCCCGGCAUUCUUUGCCAAGAGCUCGGCCAUCUACAACCCUGUGAUCUACAUCGUAAUGAACAAACAGUUCCGUAACUGCAUGAUCACAACCCUCUGCUGUGGCAAGAACCCUCUGGGUGACGAGGACACAUCUGCUGGCAAGACAGAGACCUCCUCCGUCUCCACCAGCCAGGUCUCUCCUGCAUAG